Oreochromis niloticus (Nile tilapia) is the source of this 1177-nucleotide messenger RNA. RefSeq names its product cyclin H (gene ccnh). Bases 204 to 1163 code for a protein of 319 amino acids. The transcript is spliced from 10 exons. NCBI's taxonomy places the organism in Eukaryota, Metazoa, Chordata, Actinopteri, Cichliformes, Cichlidae. Gene Ontology annotation, biological process: DNA-templated transcription; regulation of transcription by RNA polymerase II. Gene Ontology annotation, molecular function: cyclin-dependent protein serine/threonine kinase regulator activity. The record is from RefSeq and is a predicted model, not a curated record. Gene Ontology annotation, cellular component: transcription factor TFIIK complex.
AAUCCAAUGGCGACGCGCGUGGGAUUUGUUAUUGCUGGAGUCCGCUUGAUAAGACGUUAGUUUUGAACUGUCUUGAGGCAUUAAACGCGCUCAUUUGUACAUAGAAAAAUUAUUUUCGCACAGCAUCGGUGUCGCGGAUGGAUUGACCUUUAAAUACACUCAACAACUGCAGGUUUGUUGCGGUGUUCCCCACAGCAGGCGACAUGUUUCACAACAGCUCCCAGAAGAAAUACUGGAUUUUUAAAAGUGAAGAUGAAAUCGAGCAUAUGAGGUGCAAGGCCAAUCAGAAAUUCCGCAACAAGGCGCUAGAAAGUAGGAAGCCCGGGGGGAGUGAGUCCAUGUUCUUGCAGCGUCAUGAGGAAGACGUCCUAUUUCGGCACUAUGAGAGGAGGCUGCUGGAAUUCUGCAAUGCUUUUAAGCCCACAAUGCCAAAGUCUGUGGUGGGUACAGCCGUCAUGUACUUCAGGAGAUUCUACCUGAGCAACUCCGUCAUGGAGUACCACCCCAGGAUUAUCAUGCUGACGUGUACAUACCUGGCCUGCAAAGUAGAUGAAUUCAAUGUGUCCAGCACCCAGUUUGUGGGCAAUCUUGUACAGGAGACCCCAGCAGGACAAGAAAGGAUUCUGGAGCAGAUCCUGGAGUAUGAGCUGCUGCUAAUCCAGCAGCUCAACUUUCAUUUGGUGGUCCACAACCCCUACAGACCCAUGGAGGGUCUGCUCAUCGACCUCAAGACCCGGUACCCUACACUGGAAAGCCCAGAGUCACUGAGGAAGACUGCUGAUGACUUUCUGACACAGGCAGCCAUGACAGAUGCAGGACUACUUUUUUCUCCCUCCCAGAUCGCUCUGACAGCUAUUCUGAACAGCGCCUCGAGAGCCGGUCUUAACAUGGAGAGUUACCUGAACGAGUGCUUAGGACUGAAAGAGGACAAGGAGACGCUGUCAAGGAUGUACGACUCCAUGAGACGAAUGAAAACCCUCCUGAAGAAAUAUGAGCCUCCUAAACUAGAGGAGGUGAAUAUUUCCAAACAGAGGCUGGAGAGGAUUCAUGCCGAAUUUGCCAGUUCAAGCAACAAACGAAAGAGAGGAUAUGAAGAAGAUGGCCAUGUAGCAAAAGAACCACGGUUGGUAGAAGAGGAAUGGACUGAUGAAGACCUCCUCUAGACUUGUGGAACUGA